Molecule: messenger RNA, 1657 nt
Organism: Tilletiaria anomala UBC 951
Lineage: Eukaryota; Fungi; Basidiomycota; Exobasidiomycetes; Georgefischeriales; Tilletiariaceae
Product: L-rhamnonate dehydratase
Exons: 7
Coding region: 236-1522 (428 amino acids)
Biological process (GO): carbohydrate catabolic process
Molecular function (GO): magnesium ion binding; hydro-lyase activity
Source: RefSeq, a predicted model, not a curated record
CUCUCCUGUCAGCUGGCCUUCUGACGAGUGAUCGAGUGAACAUCAUGUUUUGAUUCCUCCUACUUCGGCGAUCCGCCAUCGCGAGAUUAUGGUCGCCGUAUAUAAGGAAGUGCUGGUUCAGAUUGUGCACCUGCAACGCAGACCUCACUUUCCUUCACUUUCGCUUCCUCUACAUAUAGGCCUGCCUCCACCCAAAGGCAUAGAACGUGAGCAAUUACAUUCCUAGCUGCUCAUUAUGCCCAUCCGACCCUUUCCCAAGAUUGUCUCGGUGGAGACAUUCGUUCCCUCUACAGAGGGAUCAGGAGGAGACUACCAUCGUCAAGAAAAGGGCCACUGGAUCAUUGACACACCCAUCUCCAACCCAAUGUCUCGCUUUGAAGAGUACCGUCAUUCACGAACAACGUGGGGCAUCGGCGUGCUGGGCAGUCUCGUCGUUGUUAUCACCGACUCGGAGGGCAAUCAAGGAAUUGGCGCUGGCUUUGGUGGCCCGCCUGCCUGCUGGCUCAUAGAGAACCACUUCAAGCGCUUCCUGAUCGGACGUGAUCCACGCGAUACCAACUGCAUCUACGAGCAAAUGUACAAGGCCUCCAUGUUCUAUGGACGCAAAGGCCUGCCGAUCAUGACCGUCUCGGUCGUUGACCUGGCUAUCUGGGACCUGCUUGGAAAGCUUCGCAAUGAGCCGGUCUAUCGUAUGAUCGGCGGGCAAACCAAACAAUUCAUCCCACUCUACUUGACAGGACCCAAGCCGGAAAAGGCCAAAGAGCAAGGUUUCAUGGGCGGCAAGGUCCCUCUGCCCUACCCGCCAAGCGACGGCUUCGAAGGCCUGCGCAAGAACGUUUCCUACCUCAAAGAAUGCCGGGAGCGCGUCGGACACGACUUUCCACUGAUGGUCGACUGCUACAUGAGCUUGGAUUUGCACUAUGCCGUAGAGCUCGCCAACGCGCUGCGCGACGCGGGAGUAAAUCCUUACUGGCUCGAAGAGGUACUGCAUCCGGACGACCAUGCAGGACACAAGAUUCUGAAGGAGCGCUGCCCGUGGAUGCGCUGGACAACAGGCGAACAUGAAUUUACCGAGUACGGGCAGCGGUAUCUCAUCGAGAGCCGAGCGGUUGACAUCAUCCAAGCAGAUGUCAUGUGGUGCGGCGGAAUUACGGCCAUCCUCAAGAUAGCCGCCAUGGCCGGCGCGUACGACAUCCCCGUCGUACCGCACGGCAGCGGCAAUUACUCGUACCAUUUUGUGAUGAGCCAGCCGCACUCGCAAUUCUGCGAGAUCAUCAGCAACGACCCAAAAGGCGAGACGGCGACGAACGUGUUCGGCGACCUGUUCAUCAAGGAGGUCAUGCCCGUGAAUGGACGCAUCAGUGCUGAGCAGCUCGACGAGGCCGGCCCUGGGUUCGGCCUAGCGUUGAACCCGAAAGCAAGGCUCGUGCCGGGAAGCAAGCUGCUCGGCUUCAGCGACAUCGAGAGGCCGCUCUGCGCCGCAGCGGCGGAUGCAGUGCAUGGAGAGAAGGGCAAAAAGUAGAGCGGUCCAAGAAAAGGUAUCUAGUGUACUUGUAUGGAGGGAGCAUGAUAUACACGUUUGAUCGCGAAUAUAAGACACGUUCCCGCCCAGUCGCUCGCGAGUUUGUCUCUGUGGGCCUGUAUUCUGUGACGUGUG